Molecule: messenger RNA, 2028 nt
Organism: Podarcis muralis (Common wall lizard)
Lineage: Eukaryota; Metazoa; Chordata; Lepidosauria; Squamata; Lacertidae
Source: RefSeq, a predicted model, not a curated record
AGCGCGCGAGUUAACCCGCUGCAAACUGCAAGGGAGGCGAUGCGCAGAGAUUAAUAAAGCAAGAGGAGGCAGACAACGGGGUGCCCCACCCUGGAUGUGUGAGUCUAGUUUACUUUGCUGGACUACAACUCCCAUCAGCCCCAGCCAGCAUAGCCAGUGGUCACUGGGAGUUGUAGUUCAGCAACGUCUGGAGAGCACCACGUUGGCUGCGGCUGCUGGAACAGAGCAUCCACUUACCCGCCCAGAAUUUGGGGGAAUGCGGUGCAUCCUCACGACAACCCUGUGAGGUAGGUUAGGAUGAGAGGCUGUGAGCAGCCUACAGUCACCCGGCAGGGCUCAUGGCUAAGAGGGAUUUGGACCCUGGACUUCACUGGACUCCAACUCCCUUCAUCCAUGACUACGCUGGUUGCUGUGGCUGAUGGGAGUCGGAGUCUGAACAACACCUGGAGAGGCCACAGGUUUCCGAUCCUUGAUGUACAUGGACUCCAGAACUAUCACUGUUGCGUGCAAAGAUUCUCUGAACUCCUUCCUAAAAGCACAAAAAGAAUAUCCAUCAUACUGAAAGAAAGUGAAAACACAUCUAGAGAGGAGUUGUCCAGAAAUCACACUGUGGCUGCUUUGCAAUGUUCUGGACCUCAAGGCACCAUGCAAGUGCACUUCAUUGUUUCCGAAAAGAUGUACAGAGGGAAACUAAAAGCUAUGGAUCUCUUCUAUGGCCUGAAACAAAUCACGGAUCCUGAUGAGAGGGGCUGUGCUGCUAAAUGCUGCUUGAUAUCGGCCGAUCACAGAAAGAGCCUCCAGAGUCAGGCAGAAGCUAGUAUUAUGGGGAAAGUGCUUCUCCCAGGGGUAUCGGAUUGUUUCAUCAUCAGCAAUCAAACUAAUAAUGACAAUUUUGCAAGAAGUUUGGAAAAGGCAACUGAAAUCCGAAUCAAUGCAACAUGUCAAGAAGCAGAUGAGAUGGAGGACAGGAAAAAGAUAGGUGUCUUCCUGAAAAUAGCCAUCUUGUGUGUCAUGGUGCCCCUGAUGUUCUUCUUUAUGGUAUUUGGUGUAUGCGAAGUCCCCUGUCCUUGUUCCCUUCCUCGUUGGACGCAAUGUCUCUUCCCUACGCAAAAACAUGAAGCAAAAGAGAAGAAAAUGACGGAAGCCACAAAUCCUGCAGCACACGGAAUCCCCAUCAUGGUCUGUUUGUUUUUAACAGUUCAGUCGUGCUUAUUCCAUUCAGCUAGACGAGACUUCCCUGGCCGUAGGACGAGAGCCCUGCGUCAUCAGGCUCAUCUAGUCCAGCAUCCUGCUCUCACAAUGGUGCAGCAGGUCCUCCAAAAGGAAGCCUACAACUUGGGCUUGAGGGCGGUAGCCCUCUCCCCACUUGUGAUUCCUAGUAGUUGGUAUUCAGUGGAGAACAUAGCCAUUGUGGCUAAUAGCCAUCAAAAGCUGUAUACUCCAUGGUUCUGGAACAAGUAGAACCCUGCCAGAUCACACUUAAGACCAAUCCAGCCAUAAGAACUUAAGAAAGGUCUUCUUAAACCAGGCCAGUGGUACAUCUGCACCACCACCCCAACUCACAACCAGUCAAGAAGGUGGUAUUUGCUGCCAGCUUCCUCCUCCUUUGUUUUAGGGUUGCCCUUGUUAGAACUCAAAUGAGAGAAGGGUGGAGACAAAAUUAAUUGGCUCUGUCUCUCCCUGUUAUGGACUCUGGCUCCAUCUACUGUUGGCCUCCCUUCUUUCUGUCCUACAGUGAUGAACCAGAUACUCAUGGGAAGCCCACAAACUGGGCCUGAAUGUGACAGCCCAUUCCCCACUUGCAAUUCCCAGCCCAAUUUGUGUAACCCCCCUUUCAAAGUCAUUCAUGUUGGUGGCCAUCUCUAAAAACAAAAAAACAUGCAAGUUAAUUAUUGCACAUGGAAGUAAAAGAUUUGGAAUUGCUUUUCCAGUCCUGCAUUGAACUGACAAAAUCCACCCCCAUGUUAGCAGUACUGUUUAAUAUGCAAAAGUUGGACUUGUUAUAUUAUAAAGUAGAUUUUUCAUUUG